Raphanus sativus (radish) is the source of this 3159-nucleotide messenger RNA. RefSeq lists its product as uncharacterized. The transcript has 6 exons. Lineage: Eukaryota; Viridiplantae; Streptophyta; Magnoliopsida; Brassicales; Brassicaceae. The record is from RefSeq and is a predicted model, not a curated record. The annotation marks the transcript as partial. Gene Ontology annotation, biological process: DNA integration. Gene Ontology annotation, molecular function: nucleic acid binding.
UCAAACCUUGACAGACCUCACGGUGAUGCGUUGAUCGUCACCCUGAACAUCGCAGGAUACGAGGUUCCUAAGCUCAUGAUAGACACAGGAAGCUCUGUCGACCUCAUUUUCUAUAACACCCUAAAAGGGAUGGAAAUAGACGACUACGAAAUCAUUGGCCAAAAAACAAAAAAGGAGCUCAUCGAUUUUUUGAAAAGCAAUGUCAAAACCUUUGCGUGGUCCACCAACGACAUGAAAGGAAUAGAUCCGAACGUCACCACCCAUAAGCUAAAAGUUGACCCUACUUUCAAACCAAUCAAACAGAAGCGUCGUAAGCUAGGUCUCGAAAAGGCUCAAGCUGUUAACGACGAAGUUGACCGACUUACGAAAGCUGGGUCCAUUCGAGAGGUACAUUACCCCGACUGCUUCCCGUUGCCUCAGAUCGACCGCCUAGUUGAAGCAACAGCUGGCCAUCGACUCCUAUCCUUCAUGGAUGCUUUCUCAGGAUAUAACCAAAUCAUGAUGGAUCCUGUGGACCAAGAGAAAACUGCAUUCAUAACCGAACGAGGAACCUAUUGUUAUAAGGUUAUGCCAUUCGGAUUAAAGAACGCAGGAGCUACCUAUCAAAGGCUAGUAAAUAAGAUGUUUGCUGGACAACUUGGAAAAACCAUGGAGGUCUAUAUCGACGACAUGCUAGUCAAAUCCUCAGCCGGGGAAGAUCAUAUCUCCCAUUUAAGGAAAUGCUUCGAUAUCUUGAACAAGUACGAUAUGAAGCUCAAUCCCACUAAAUGUACUUUCGGGGUACCCUCAGGCGAGUUCCUAGGAUUCAUAUCCAAGUCUACCGAUAAAUGUCUCCCAUUUUACAAGCUUCUAAGAAAUAAUAAGAAGUUCGUAUGGGACGAGAAAUGUGAGGAAGCCUUCAAGCAAUUGAAAGCUUACCUCUCCGAACCUCCGAUCCUAUCUAAACCAGUAGUAGGAGAGCCAUUGUACCUAUAUCUCGCUGUAUCUACUGCUGCAGUCAGCGGCGUUCUAGUACGGGAGGAACAAAACGAACAAAGACCUGUCUAUUACACCAGUAAAAGUUUGAUAGAUGCCGAAACCAGGUACCCUGCGAUGGAAAAACUAGCUCUAGCAGUCGUAACAGCUGCCAGAAAAUUGCGACCUUACUUCCAAUCGCAUUCGAUCGUUGUAAUGACCUCACAACCAUUACGAAUGAUCUUGCACAGCCCCAGCCAGUCAGGGCGAUUGGCUAAAUGGGCCAUAGAACUCAGCGAAUAUGAUAUUGAGUAUAGACCUCGAGCAGCAGCAAAAGCUCAGGUCCUCGCUGACUUUAUCAUCGAAUUGACAUCCGAGCACCAGUUUCACGGAGAAUAUGAAACGAGGGACGAAAGAAUGGGGGCAUAUCUCGAAGUCGUCCAGAACCUCACUAGGCAGUUCGACAAAUUCGAGCUAACGAGAAUCCCACGAGGUGAGAACUCCUCAGCAGAUGCAUUGGCUGCUUUAGCUUCCACAUCAGACCCCCUCGUAAAACGAAUCAUACCCGUAGAAGGAAUCGAGAAACCAAGCAUCGACAUAGCUACUAAAGCUGAAAAAGAGAGCAAACUAAAAGCGCAGCCCGAAGGUACCUGCCCUGAAGCGGUAGCUACCCAGGUUUUCACAACAUUUUGGUUUCCAAAAACCAGAAUAUGCAGCGCAAAAAAGCAUACCUCCGGGAACAUAAUCCAAGUCACGGAAGAUAUUCCUCGAAAUUCAGACUCCUUAGAGCCUGAUCUCGAGAAUACCCCCGGGGGCACCAACUCAGACCCAGUCAUCUGCAGAGUUAAAACCAGAAGCCGUACAGCUCUCCAAAAUUCAUCUGGAGGUAUUCCUCGGAAUUCAGACUCCCUGGAGUCCAAUCCUACCAAUACCUCCGGGGGCACCACGACACCAGGUCCCGAACAGGAACCUCCCUCGUCUCUUCAUAACAAAGUUGUAGGAAGAGAGGAUUGGAGAAUUCCAAUCACGCAAUACAUCCUGGAGGGAAAGACUCCACCCAAUAAAUGGGAGGCUCGAAAGCUCAAAGCAUUAAGCGCGAGAUAUUGCGUAACUGAAUCUGUCCUCCUCAAACGAAGCAUUUCCGGACCUUACCUAAAAUGCGUCCAUGGCCUCGUUGCUAUGAGACUCAUGAAGGAAAUGCACGACGGUUCCUGCGGAAACCACUCUGGAGGAAGAGCUUUAGCCAUCAGAAUCAAAAGACAAGGAUAUUUCUGGCCUACCAUUAUUGCAGAUUGUGAGGCCUAUUCCUCUUCAUGCGACAAAUGCCAGAGGCAUGCACCGAUUAUACACCAACCUGCGGAGAAGCUGUCUAACAUAUCCGCCCCUUACCCAUUUAUGAGAUGGUCCAUGGAUAUCGUGGGGCCACUAGUACCAUCAGGAAGUGGAAAGAAGAAGCUACGCUUCCUCUUAGUCUUAACGGACUACUUCACAAAAUGGAUAGAGGCUGAAGCUUUCCAGCAGGUAACCAGGGUCGAGGUCGAGCAAUUUGUAUGGAAAGAUAUUGUGUGUAGACACGGCGUCCCAUACGAAAUCGUAACUGACAAUGGAGGACAAUUCAUAUCCCACGAUUUCAAAAUAUUUUGUGACAAGUGGAAUAUUCGCCUGACCUUCUCAUCACCUCGCCGACCUCAAGGUAACGUGGAAGCCGUCGUUCCGGCUGAAACCAUUGCUGGUAGCCUCCGCCGGGAAUUCUGUACAUCCAAUCCCGCAGCUAAUGAUCAGCUCCUAACUGACAGCCUCGAUCUAAUCGAGGAAAGACGGGACCGAGCUUUGAUUCGCAUUCAGAACUAUCAGCAAGCAAUGGCACGGCAGUACAAUUCCAAAGUCAGGCUCCGGCAGUUUGCUGUAGGUGACCUAGUACUUAGGAAAGUUUUCGAAGGAACCAAAGAGCCAAAUGCUGGGAAGUUAGGAACUAACUGGGAAGGUCCCUAUCAGAUCAUCCAUGUAGUACGACCUGGCGUUUACAAGCUCCGAAAGGUGCGAACCGGGGUACCUGAAAUCAGAUCGUGGAACGCCACGAAUCUUAAGAGAUAUUAUCAUUAGGUACCUAAAAUUCCCGAACUACGUUAGGCUUGAUCCCUUGACUGGGUACGUAGGCAACUCCGUCAUGAGUGCAGCCCCAACCUCAUUUCAAACACUUCGUUC